Geodia barretti is the source of this 2613-nucleotide messenger RNA. The record is from the annotation of a GenBank genome assembly. Lineage: Eukaryota; Metazoa; Porifera; Demospongiae; Tetractinellida; Geodiidae.
AUGUACUACAACGAGAUAGAUCGACGCUUCAGACACAUGGCCCGACUCCUGACGGACACGGACUCUGUGUUUGACGAGGUCGAAAGGACGAGCGACACCUUGGGGCCAUUUUAUUACGGCUACACAGUGUCCGUUGGACCCGAUGGCAGGCCCGUGGCAAGGGAGUAUGGAAACAUCAGGCCAGAGCAGGUGCACGCCGUCGACUCCCAGAACCUCUCGGUUGAGACCAUCGUGGACGAUGGUCAAAAGCUGGUAAAGAUGGUGGCUGAGAUGCCCGGCGUUGAGAAGUCCGACGUCAAGAUCAGGGUGGAGAGCAAGACCGUGAACAUAGACGCAGAGCGUGGCAAGAAGAAAUACCACGCCGCGGUGCCGCUAAAGCCCAGAAUUGACACCAGCUCGGCAAAAGCCAGCUACAAAAACGGCAUUCUUGAGCUGACCUUCAAGCAGCUCGGGCCGGAAAAACCCAAAGGCAGAAUGGUGGAGGUUAAGGAGGCCGCCCAGCAGCAUGUUGGAAGGGGCGUGGCCGUUCUGCACCCCGGUGUUAUCCGCCGAUACGGCUGGGCCGCCGGCCAGAUCCUCGAGCUCGUCUACAACAAAAAGACGCACGUAAAACUGUGGCCCGGGUCUUCAAAGGAGCACGGCACGGACGGCAUCAGCAUCGACGGAGUUACCAGAUAUAACAUCGGCGCGGGGAUUGGCGACAAGAUCAGCGUCAGGGCGGUGGAGGCCGUCGACGCAGAGCAGAUCGUGCUGUCGCCCACCGAGAACAUCACGGUAGACGGCCUGCAGGAGUACAUGCUGCGCAAUUACGCCAACCAUGUCUUUACAACAGGCGACUCGAUAACGGCAGGCACCAGGUUGGGCGGCCGGGCCCAGUUUUUUGUAACCGGCACCAAGCCCGCAAAACCGGCCAUCGUUACCGAAAGGACAAUCUUCAAACUGGGAAGCAUGACCAAGGCCGUAAACCCAUACGUUCCAAGGAUAACGUAUGACGAGCUGGGCGGCCUGAAGAACGAGGUGCAGAAGAUCCGUGAGACGGUCGAGCUCCCCAUGAGACAUCCGGAGCUGUUUGAGCAGAUCGGCAUCGAGGCGCCCAAGGGCGUGUUGCUUUACGGUCCGCCGGGGACGGGAAAGACACUUAUCGCAAAGGCGCUGGCGGGCGAGACUAGCGCCCACUUUACCUCCCUUAGCGGUCCGGAGAUCAUGGGCAGACACUACGGCGAGAGCGAGGAGCGCAUUCGGGAGAUAUUCAGGCAGGCAGAAGAGCAUGCGCCCAGCAUAAUCUUCAUAGACGAGAUCGACUCCAUUGCGCCCAGAAGAGAGGAGGUCACCGGCGAGGUAGAGAAGAGAGUCGUCUCACAACUUCUCGCACUGAUGGACGGGAUAAAGGACAGAGGAAAGGUGGUAGUGAUCGCCGCCACCAACAGGCCCGACUCCAUUGAUCCCGCGCUGAGAAGGCCGGGGCGGUUUGACAGGGAGAUUGAGAUAGGAAUUCCCGACGAGGGCGGAAGGCUUGAGAUUUUGAACAUUCACACACGUGGAAUGCCACUGGGGGAUGGGGUAGAUCUGCGGCAGAUAGCAAGGAUCACGCACGGUUUUGUGGGCGCGGAUCUGGCGGCGCUCUCCCGAGAGGCCGCCAUGAGAUCGCUCAGAAGGGCCCUGCCAGAGAUUGAUCUUGACCAGGACAAGAUCUCCGGCAGUGCGCUGCAGAAGAUCAAGGUGGGACAUGAUGACUUUGGGAGCGCGCUGAGGGAGAUAAAACCCUCCGCCCUUCGCGAGGUGUUGGUUCAGAUACCCGACGUGUCCUGGAACGAUGUGGGCGGGCUGGGGGAGGCAAAGGAGGAGCUCAGGGAGGCUGUAGAGUGGCCUCUGCAGUAUAGGGAUGCCUGUGAACAUGCCGGGGUCAGGGCCCCCAAAGGAAUUCUGCUUUACGGCCCGCCGGGAACGGGAAAGACCCUCAUCGCAAAGGCUCUGGCAAAGACGACCGAGUCCAACUUUAUCAACAUAAAGGGCCCCGAAUUGCUCUCAAAAAUACUGACUGAGAUUGACGGACUGGAGGAACUGCACGGCGUACUGAUCAUCGGCGCAACAAACAGGUUGGAUAUUGUGGACGAGGCGAUGCUGCGCCCAGGGCGGUUUGACUACAUCGUGGAGGUUCCGAAUCCGGAUGCGACGGCAAGGGAGCAGAUCCUAAGGAUACACGCCAAAAAGAAGCCGCUGGCAGGCGACGUGGAUAUGGCAAAACUUGCCGGACUGACAGGCGGACUGAGUGGUGCCGAGCUUGCCGCGAUUGCAGACAGGGCAGCCAAGGAUGUGUUGCGGCGCCACAUUGCAUCCGGGUCUUCGAACGUGAGUGAGAUCAUUAUUGCCCAGCAGGAUCUGGAGGAUGCCAUCAAAAAGCUCUAUCUUGACUUUGAACCAUGUGACGAGUGUGCCACGAUCAUGGACGCACUCUCCAACCCACAAAUACUCUUCGCUGACGAAGGCACGCGAAAGGACGAAUCGGCAAAGUUUCUGAGGCACCUGACCUAUGCCCAUCCAGAAGUGGUACGGGCAGUAAUGAACGACCUGCCAAAACAGAAGAAACGCCAGGAAUACGACUUUUUCAAAUAA